GAGAGAGAGAGAGAGAGAGAGCAGCAAAAGCACCCGAGCACAUCACUGAUUGCAUGCCCACACCUCUGGCAACACUGACGGAUUCUCCUUGUUUUUAUUUAUUUUUUGUUAACGCCUUUUUCUUUUUGGAUUCGUUUUUUUAUUUAUUUAUUUACUCGUGUUUUUAAUUUCUUUUAAAACGCAAUUCCUUGACAUGGUUGUUCGAGUUUUCUAUUGAUGCGCAGCAUAUUAAAGGAUAUAGAGAAGCAGCCAUUACUGCGGCUCUUGUUUUCUCACAUUGUGGCGAGCCAAAUCGUGCGGGGGUGGAGUAAAAGAAUUCUGGAAGAAGGAAAGAGCUCCUUCAGUCAUUCUCCACCCAGACACCAUUGUUGUCUAGGCUGAGCACCAGUUCAUAUUUUGAUGCUGACCUUACACUAAGCCUGGUGUCUGGCUCUCCAACUUUGGAAGCAUUGAGGCAAGCUCCUCUGCUCCAAUACCAGGCAUAUUCUGUGCAUUUUCUGUGAGGACUCUGCACAUCCAUCUUUGUUAUCAUGGGAACCGUCCUGUCACUCUCUCCCAGCUACCGGAAAGCUGCCCUGUUUGAGGAUGGUCCAGCCACAGUAGGCCCCUACACGGCUGUUCAAAACAGCAAGAACGCUAAAGACAAGAAUUUGAAGCGUCACUCGCUCAUCAACGUGUUACCGUGGAAGCGGAUAGUAGCUGUUUCGACCAAGAAAAAGGGUUCUAAGAAGGUGCAGCCCAAUACAACAUACCAGAACAACGUCACCCAUCUGAACAAUGAAAACCUGAAGAAGUCACAGUCCUGUGCCAACCUCUCCACAUUCACCCAGGAGCAGUCAAGCCCAUCCAACCAGGGCUCUAAAAGCUCUAACAAUGUGGCCUCAUCUGUCAAGAAAGCACCCUUGUCCAAUUCUAGCGUUGCUCCUGGUACGCCCAAGAGGGUGAUCGUUCAGGCCUCGACCAGCGAGCUGCUGCGCUGCCUCGGCGAAUUCCUGUGUCGGAGGUGCUACCGCCUCAAGCACCUUUCUCCUACUGAUCCAGUGUUAUGGCUGCGCAGUGUGGACCGUUCCCUACUGCUGCAAGGCUGGCAGGACCAAGGUUUCAUCACCCCAGCUAACGUUGUCUUUGUUUACAUGCUCUGUCGAGAUGUGGUCUCUUCAGAACUAGCAACAGAACACGAGCUGCAAGCAGUGCUUCUUACCUGUCUCUACUUAUCCUACUCCUACAUGGGUAAUGAAAUCUCCUAUCCUCUCAAGCCAUUCCUGGUGGAAAGCUCAAAGGAGACCUUCUGGGACCGCUGCCUGUCUAUAAUCAACCUGAUGAGUGCCAAGAUGCUGCAGAUCAACUCAGACCCGCACUACUUCACCCAGGUGUUCGCAGACCUCAAGAACGAGAGCCAGAAGGAAGAUGAGAGGAGCCGUUUACUCAUUGGGCUAGACCGGUGAGGGAGCGCUGGAGAGUAUAAAAAUGGGAUUGCACCCUAGUCUGGCAUUUUUGAAGGGGAUUCCAAAAGUUUUAAUACAUAGCAGUCUCUAUAUUAUGAGAAUGCAUUUAAUACAUAUUAAAUCUACACAAAUUGACCCUUUCGAAGGUUUGAAUGAUCACUUCGAUGUCCAGAUGUUAACCAAACUACUGAAGUUUAACAAUUGGAUCUCGCAGUUCCACCAGGUUUGUAUAUGAUGUAUAUGAAGGUUCAGGACAGAUUUGCCAGACCUGGGUGCACCCAUGUAGUCUUGUAUGAUUCAUAUUUAGAAUUCACCCACAAAAAAAGACAUCAAGAAGAUCAAAAAAACAACAAUACAAAAACACAACAAAGAAAACGGUAGGAGUAGGAACAUCAAAUUACAAGUAUGAAUGUGUAGAAGCCUGAUCGGCCACAGAGUACUGGAAAUGUGCACUGCCUUUUGUUUAACGGUGUCUUACCAGACUGGUUCACUGCGGACAGUGAGGACUAAGACUGUGACUACGAGGCAGAGGACUUCACAUCCACACUGCAGCCACGCUGUUGGAUGCUUAUUAAAUAAUACACACAUUGGCUUUAGUAGCAGUACGUAUAAAUAUGUCGUGUGAUGACAAUAAGGAGAAGGGGAGCUCCAGUGAUACAUAUAUUUUAUGGAUGAAUUUUGACAUCGUGGCAGCGCUGCACAGCAGGGUUUUAAAGACAGUGGUGUUAAGGUGGAAAUGUGUUAGGCACACUGCUGUUAAAGGCCUACUUUAUUUUCAUCAGUAUGGAAUUACAUUCUACUCAGCAGUGCAACUCCGGGGCUCUAUCCAUUGAUUUACUUGUUUCUUUUUUUUUUUUUUACUCAGAAAUGUAACUGCAAUGCAUGUGUGCCAUGCAAUUUUUGUAUGGUGUUUUGAGGGUUAAAUAUUUUAUUGAUUUAAUUCCACUGAAUCUUUAGAACCAACUGCAUCUGGAAUUAGGGAAUGCCGUUUUUUUUGUUUUUGUUUUUAUUUUUUAAACAAAAUGUAAGUUUAUUUAGCUAUGCUUGCUACAGUGAGCCAUGAUUGUACAAAGUAUCUUUUGUUGUUUUGUGUCACAUUGUGUCACUGUCUAGUUGGGCAAGGAUCCAUAUAGACAAAAAAGAAAAAAAAAAGCUUAAUGUAAAUUUUGCAAAACCAGUGCCAUACCUUUGAUGAAGAUCAUGUAGGUCUAAAAAAAUACACCAAAGGGGGGCAAUCUUUGAAAUAGUUCAUUAAUUCUAAGUAAGAAUAUCUAUUCAGUCUUAAUUUAUUGUUGUUUAUUUAUUCUCUUAGCACAUCCAUUGUAUUUAAAAGUUUAUUAAUGUAUUGUAUAAAUGACUAGUACAAUGGCUACUUUGACAUGUAGCAUUUAGACGUAGGUGAUUUUUUGGUAAACCUGGUUACCUUUGGUGGAAAUGAAGAUUGUGGGUGAUGCAUUUUGAAGGAUUUAGCUAAGGAUAUUCCAUCUAAGCGCUUCAUUUAUAACCAGCGACAAAUCUGAGGAUCACCAAGGGUUUUCAUAAUCAGUGCAACAAAGAACUGUUGGUUUCAGCCUAAGCUACAAAUACCUGAAACCAUUCUUCUUCUUCUGAGAUGUUCCACAUUUUUUGGUUAAACAACAGGUAGAACACAAUCAUUUACAGGCAGUCUAGUUCUGGCAUUUUAUGUCAUGUAACAUCUCUAUGGAGAAUGAACGCCUGGGAGAGUGAUUGCUUCAUGCACCCAUGAGCCAAAAAGAAAUGGUCACGUGCUUUAUCUUCACUCAGAAUUUAACAAAAUGAAAUAAUUAAUCAAGGAUGAGAUUCUAUUCAGUGUGAAUACUGAAUUAACGGAAUAAUAAUAAAUAAUAUCACGAUUAGUUCUUAAUAUGGAUAACUGACUUUGUCACCAGGUCAGUUUUCUUUUUAAAUUAGGGCAGAAAAAGCUUUUUUGGAACCUGCAAUGGCAUGAUGAUAUUCGACUGAAACCUCAAAGUCGUUCAUAUACAUCUCAGCAGUGAUCAAUAAUUAAGCAUGCUUUCUUUCAGUAGAAUAUUUCUUUACAGACAUAGGAAAAGUGCUACUCGUCAUAUAAGCACACAUCCCAUUUAGCUCUGUACAGUGUGUUGUUCCAUGUUGGCUAUUUUCUUGUGAUAUGAUGGCUGAAGGCUGACCCUAACCUCUGACACCUGAAGAUGAAAGGAAUGGAUGGAAGGGGAACUGUACGAAUACAUGCCCUUGCUGCUGCAAUGCUGUGUGUUACAGACAUACAUGAGGGCAUACAGGAGUCGAGAGGAGAAUGCGAGAGGUGGUCGUUAAUGUGCAAUGAGUUAAUCAGAUAUUAAAGCUGAAUAGCACCAUAUGGACUUGCACUUUUCUCCAGAUCCUAUUCGGAGAGAAAAUUGAAGGGGGCUUUCAAAUCUCUGGGGACUAUUACAGGGAAGUUCCCUUCACUGCCUGCUUGCCAUCACUUACCACCAAUCAUAACAAUGUGCCAUUUUCCCCUCACUUGCAUCACUAGCUCGUCAUUUGUUAAAACGUAGAAAGGACAAAACGAGAAAAUGUCAAAUUUUUUUCAGUAUCUUGUCAUAUUUCUUUGUAGAACAAAAAAGAAAAAAAAAGAAAGUGUUCCAACACAAAAAAGGUAAGGCUCUCUCAAUGACUGCAUGUGUGCGUGAGAAUGAGAGUUCAUUUGUAUAGAAGAGUGUGUAAGGUAUUUUUUCCUAUGGGGGCUGGGGACAAUGCAGGGCAAUGCUUUUAAGAUGAGGAAACAACAUGGGCUGGUACUUGAGCAGUGGGUGGGCAGGGUACUGAACUGUUACAAGAACAAAAGAAAAAGCUGUUGCUGUAAUAGAUUUUUUUUUUUUUCCAGUUCGGUUCUGCUUAUUUUUAUUUAUUUUUGUACUGUGAUGGAAAAAAAUGCACUGAUCGUUAAAGAUGCACAACUGUGUGGCUGUCAUUAUUUGCUUCAUUAAACUCUGAUUUUAUCAGCUCUGGAGUGACGCAACACAGAAGAGGUUGCACUGUAGUUCGGAGAUCACAGGGGUUCAGAUGCAGAUGAUGUUCCAGUCAUCUGUGUCUGGGAGCCAACUGGCUGUGCUUUCUGGGUGGGAAAGAUGGCAUUACUGCCUCCUCUUGUCAGACAGAGACACUAUUCAAUCAAGGAUAGCUGAGAGAUCAUGUAUGCAGAAGAGGGCAGGUAGUGCCUACCUUUAAGUGUGUUAUGCUGCAUUGUGUACCAUUAGGAGCUCAAAAAAGAGGCAACAGGCUGGCUUCACAUGUCUCAGAGGAAGCAUGUGUUAGCCUUACCCACCCUAGUAACUGAUGUAUACUAAGAAGAGCCAGUGACCAAAUUAGGUCAAACAUUUGACAUAAAGACAGAUUGGUCAAGAAUGUAUCCGUUUAAAGACAAGCUAUAAAGAGUGCUUAUUCCUCUAGGACUGUUAUCUCCAAAGUUGUUGUCACAGAGAUUGACAAAUGCUCUGCUUUAUUUAUAGGUUUAUCCAGAAAGCAAAUAAAAAUUCCACUUUACACCAGUCUAAUUUCACUAUAAGACAAGCCAACAACACUCACCACUGAACCAGCCUGUGAGAUCCUGGCUUUCAUUUCUGGAAACACGAUGGUGUCACUGGCAUAGCGGUAUCUGAGCCAAGCUGUUGUGCUGGUCCAGGUAGCUAACAAUUUCACUUACAACUAUUACUUUUACAUUUACUAUGAAUAGACAAUACUAAUCCAGCUCUUUAAACUGAUGAACUAAAAUCUCAUGUGUUCCUUUUAUAAUGAUUACACAUGCUUGAUUUGUUGUAGUGUAUAAUUAACUCAGCGGGUUUAUUCCACACAAAUUCACUUCCUGACUCAAGAAAUGAAAUCUCACCUUGGUCUUAGUCAUAUUAUUCAUUUUUCAGGUUCCCAUUUCCUUUGAUCUGAAUGACAAAUGACUGCGACUUUAUACAGAACAUUACAAUAAAGCAAUCAAACGUAAUAAAAGAUUAAUGCAUGACAGUUCACUGAACAGAAUGAUUUUCAAGCCCUGACAUGACUAAAAGCUUUGCCUGUUAAUAAUUCGGUGUAUUAUGCAGGUUUCUCUGCAUCCAGGAUGAAUCCCAUACUGGUGAAGUGGGUGUUAGAGCGGUGUGUGUUGUGUCUGGGUUUCAGAGUAGCAGUGAGAGAAUAAGUUUCAUCAGUACAUGUACAAUGAAGAUUAAACAAUCAGCCAACAAUAGUGCUGUCAUCGUGAUUCAUACUGUUCAUAACACGAGUGUUCCUGCAGUAUUCAUCACCACUAAGAAAAACAACACAUCAUAUACAAACAUAGUGGAUCAAGUACUGGAUGUUUAUUGAGCAGUGAUAUUUGGUAUAACAUAUGAUAUACCCAAUAGUUUAUUAUUAUAGAUUAGGCAACAAAAUAGAGCAGGUGUCACUCUGUUGUUGAUGUUUUCUUAAAACCCAUUUUGAUUUUUUAACAAAUUAAAAACUGUAAAUGAAAAUGUUUUUUCUUAAGUGUUUGGAUGACUGAACUGUCAUACGUUGGACCAGAAGCCAGCACUAAUAUACAAUUCAAAAAGCUCAGGUCAGUCCAUUUACCAUUAAAACAGACAAAAUACACAAUCAAAAUAUUCCUAUUUCACUUGGUGGAAAUCUGUGUAUCAAAAUUAAGCAAUUAAUUCCUUAAAUAAAUGAAAUAUAAAAUUAGGCACAUACAUUUUCAGCUGGAUGAGCAAAAUUAUACAGAUUAGAACAGGAGACAAACAUUCAGACGAUUUUGGUAUAUGAACCAAAUCACAGAAAUUCACCUCAAGGAAGACCCCACAAAGAAAGAUCAUAUGAACAAAGAGAAUGCCAUGACUGAAUUUCAAGACUGAGAGUGAAUAUAAGAAAAUAUUUCACUUAAACUUAAUCUUCACUUUUUUUAAAAAGGGUGAUGGAAAGUGGUACACAUGUCAAAUACAGUACACUUUUCUGACCACAGCUAUGAGUGCUGAAUAUCAAAUCAACAAAGAUUUCUUAAUUGAUAUCCAUUCUGGUUCUAUACAAAAUGAGAUCAGAAGCAGAGAAAUCAAAAGAAACAAACAAACAAACAAUACAAAGAAUCAAAUCAGUGGCAAAAUAUACCACUUUUAGGUUCAAUAUGCAAGCCUUUAUAGUGUGCUCUGAUGUAGAGUACACUAUAAAGGCUUGGCCCUUUCCUCCUGCCUGAUGAGGAAUCUGUAAGCUAGAAGUGGGCUGUCUUUAAAUCAGACAGAAAUGUGUGUGUAUGACUGAGGUCUGGGUGGACAUGGCAUGGGGAGAAAUCAUAUGUGUACAUCAGGAAAAAAAUUAGAAACUAGUACAGGUCAUUUUGUUAUAGCUUGACUAUAUGCAAAGGCAUGUGAGAAGUGGAUGUGAGCAACAAAGCACAGUGAAGAGCGUGUAGCCUGAACAAAGGAGCUAAUGAUGAAAAUGUACAUUUAGUCUUUUCCUUUCAAAGCCACAACAACUCUGCUGGCUCCAAGCUUGUACAUUCACUUAUAAAAUGUUAAUAAAAUGACUGAAAGAAGGCACUAAAUUUAGCUCUGCUGAAUGCUGCAGCACAAGUAGACCAGGUUAGUAUCAGCAUAUACUAUGGAUAUUAUACCACAGGCAUGGGCUAGACCCUCAAACCCCUCGGAAUUAAAAAGUAAUUAUAAAACUGAUUUAUGCAGCUCUGCUCGGAAUGACCAGCAGCACAUUUCUUCAGUACUUUAUCACUACUUCCCUCAGCCACCUCGAAAUCUAGGUCAGACGUCCUGGGAUUUUCCAGUAAAACUAUACACGUCUAAUGCAGUUAAUAUGAAUAAUCAAAGGCUUUACAUUAAGGAUUGAGGAAAAAACGUUUUCUAACAACAACAACAACAAAAAAAAAAUCAAUGUUCUUUGCUGUCAAACAGCAAUAUUCUGAUCUUUGAAACAGUGUCUUUCUUUGGAGAAGUAAAAGUGAGAUCUAACCCACUACAUGUUUGCUUUGAAUUACUAUUGCACAAGGAAGAACUUUGAUCAUCAUUAUAUUUUCAAGUGUGAGCAGGUUCAAAACUGAACAACGAACACUCCGGCUUCCUUCGAUCUAUUAAACCGUUUAAAGACAGUCGUCUAGAACAGAGCUACUCUUUAAUAAUGUAUAACGUGAAAAACAAAAACAAAACAAAAACAAAAACAGCUCCUUGGAAAUCAAAAGCAAAAAUUGCAGAAUGCUUUACGUUCCUACACAAAGUGACUUUGUAUAUAAACAAUAUACAAUUUAUAGAAACUGUGGUUCAUUAUCUCCUCUUGUACAUCCACAUAUAACAUCUGCACGUUUCAUAACUGAAAAUAUGCAUGACACAGUAUUUAAGUUAUGAGAGAUUUUUUUAUGCUCCUCUCUGAGCACUCAGCAAGUUUAUGGAUAUGCUCAACACAUCCUCCUACAAAACCUACGCUGAAUAAGUCGAAAUAUUUCCUAUAUGGCCACUAUGAUCUGUGAUAUACAUAAAGCUAUACUCUAGCCACACUAGAUCCCAAAUGAGUGCUAUAUCAAAACCAGAAAUAUUCUCUUUAAACAAGAAAAACUAGAACAGCGACAACAAAAAAAAAAAAAACACUUUCCAGCA
Messenger RNA from Hemibagrus wyckioides, 8044 nucleotides. RefSeq names its product cyclin dependent kinase 5, regulatory subunit 1b (p35) (gene cdk5r1b). Gene Ontology annotation, cellular component: cytoplasm; protein kinase 5 complex. The record is from RefSeq and is a predicted model, not a curated record. The transcript is spliced from 2 exons. Bases 531 to 1445 code for a protein of 304 amino acids. Gene Ontology annotation, biological process: activation of protein kinase activity; positive regulation of cyclin-dependent protein serine/threonine kinase activity; brain development. NCBI's taxonomy places the organism in Eukaryota, Metazoa, Chordata, Actinopteri, Siluriformes, Bagridae. Gene Ontology annotation, molecular function: protein kinase binding; cyclin-dependent protein serine/threonine kinase activator activity.